Molecule: messenger RNA, 1227 nt
Organism: Solanum tuberosum (potato)
Lineage: Eukaryota; Viridiplantae; Streptophyta; Magnoliopsida; Solanales; Solanaceae
Product: two-component response regulator ARR14-like
Exons: 6
Coding region: 1-1227 (408 amino acids)
Biological process (GO): cytokinin-activated signaling pathway; phosphorelay signal transduction system
Molecular function (GO): DNA binding
Source: RefSeq, a predicted model, not a curated record
AUGGAUUGUGAGAUAACUGGUAAUGUAAAUGUUCCUUCAGCUUACAUUGGCCUCAGAAUUCUCUUGGUUGAUCAUGAUACAACUUCUUUAUCAAAUAUAACAACAAUUCUUGAAGAACAUUCUUUUAAAGUAACUGCAAUCGAACAAGCAACUAUAGCUCUAUCUAUUCUCCGGGAACAGAUCGACCAAUUUGACUUGGUCAUGGUGGAUGUUAACAUGCCUGAAAUGAACUACCUUGAGUUCAUCAAGUCCGCUCAACUCAUCAAAGACAAACCUAUCAUUUUGAUGUCUCCAGAGGUGACGAUAGAAAUGGUAAAAGAAGCAACAACACAAGGGGCAUGCUUAAUUUUUCGAAAAUCGUCCAUUUCAUCAAUGAAACUCAAGGAUGUAUGGAAGCAUGUGAAGAACUACAAUAACAAGGCAAAUGAAAUAUCACAACACUACAAGGCUAAUCAAGUUUAUGUUAUGGACAAUACAUCUUGUCCUAAGAAAGUGCAAGACAGAAAGGGAAAAAGUAUAGCGAAUUGCUCUGAGACUUGUCAAGAUCAAGUAGUAGGUUCUUUAAUAGAAAAGGCCGAGGCAAAAAGGUCUAAGAGAGCGAGAAGUACUAAUGAGGAGGCACAAGUUAAAAGUAGCGGUACUUUAGAAAUAGAGGAAAAUCAUUCUUUGCUUUCGAAAAUAACUACAGAAAGACCACAAAAGAAAAGACGACACUUGCAAUGGACACUAGAUCUUGAUAAGAAAUUAGACGAGGCUGUGCACGAGUUAGGAGAAAAAGCCCAUCCUAAAGAUGUUAUGGAGAGGAUGUGUGUGCCGGACUUGACUAUGGAACAGCUCACCUGCCAUCUAAAGAACUAUCAAUCGCAAACACAACAAGCUUCAAAUGUUCAGCCAGCUACUACAAUGAACUUCAACGAGGAACGUCAUUCCAAUGUGUUGGAUUCAGGGGACUUGUCUGCAAAUUUCAAUGAAUUAUUUCAAGGAGCAGUCAUACAUCAGCCAUCUGAAGUUCCUUUUGUAGCUUCACCGAGUUCAAAUGAUGAUUCCUUAAACAGGUGGGAUGAGUGGUUUAAUGAACUUCUAGAACUUGAUGAUUUCGAGCUGAAAUUAUCAAACUUGAAAUAUUGUAUGUGUCAAAUUGUGGAAGAGCUAAAGCUUCAAAGGCGGCCAAAGAUGGCAGAUUUGUUUCUCGCCAAGCGUGCUCUUGAAUUUCGUGUGGAUUCAUGA